AUGGCCCAGGAUUCGUACAAACGUGGCCGAGAGGAUCCAUACUUUGCUGGUCUGUUAGGAUGUAAUGACACUAGCAGCCGGAAUAUUUCUCGGUCAACAUCAGAUAUUGGUGAUUUCAUAAGUAGAAGUUUUUCAGAUGUCUCUGGAAAGUCUAAGGACUUGCCAAUACAGGAUUCAGUAUCAGAUGUUCUUGAACCCUUAGACCCGACCGCAUUUGGGACGUCGUCAAGGAUUCCUGGAUCAACUUCAUUCGAAUUCCCAAGUUAUCAAUCUGAUUCGAGCUUUGAGUUUGGUGGUACAGAUUUUAUCGUGAAAGAAUUCAGUCCUCAUACCUCUGAAAGAACCGAAGAAAACCAAACUGUACCUGUCCUAGCAAGCGUACCUAGAGUUGAAAAAUCAUUUGUUCUGAACAAAAGGAAAUCAAACCUGUCAAAGAUUCCGCUUCCUCAGUCAGCUGCAUCAUUUUAUAAUGGGUUUUCCCCACAAUUUGAAAUUAUGGAAUCAUGUGAUAUCACCAUGAGGCUAAAUUUAUACUUAAAAGCCAGAAAGGAUGAUGUGAGAGCUGGUGUUCCUGGAAAAUUCUUGCAUGCUGUAAUUGGGCAAGAUGUCUCAGAACUUGAGUAUGGGAAUAAUGCUAGAACUAACUUUGUCUACUCCUACUUGCUUGAAGCUCAGGUUCUGACAAUUCUAAGCUAUUGUAAAGAACAUGCAUUGAAAGAAGCGGUCGUUGAAGUUUUCAAUUGUGGAAACGUGCGUUUGUUAGCUCAGGGGUUACCUUUUGACAUUUCUCUUCUUUCAAAAGUUUCUCAUAGAGGUGAAUCAGUGUAUCCUUGGGUUGAGACUAUUACUCUUGGUCAGCGUUAUCACUCUAAACAAGUGUGUGAUUUGGCUAUGGCAUCUGUGCAGGGCUGCUCAUGCUGUACCCUUAUUGCUGAAAAGUUAUUCCUGACUUCACCUGAGCUUUUGGCUGGGAUAGGAUUCAGUAGACUUUUGUUAGCUGGCAUCCUAAUGGACACUGGAAACCUUACUAGUCCUCAUUGUACUACCGAAGACAAGUACAUGGCUACUUUGUUACUCAAUGGUGCCCGUCGUUUUGGAUCCAAUGGUCUAUUCCAGAUUAUGAGGUACAAAAUGUAUGAUAUCUCUGAUCUUAAAGUUGUUGACAUAUUGCGCAAGGAGUUCAAGAAGUGGACAAGAGUAGGUAAGCCAGAUGCAACUGGUUCGAGAGUAAUGGUGUCGAAUAUCGGGAUGAGUUCCAUUGGCAUAUCACUGGAGCAAUUUCUUGCUCAUGAACAUUCUUCAACGGAAGAAAUCAAGUAUUUUCAGCAGUUGGAGAAGCUUCGGUUACUCAUGAUUGUAUCGGGGUAUUAUGAUGCUGAAAAGAACUUCAAGAGGGAGAUACUGGUCUCUGCUGAAUCUAUGGAGCUGAUGAGGAAUCUGCUCUCCUUCUUCAAUUCAAAUGCCUCCCAUCUGCCACUCAAACCUAUACAUCAACCAGGUCCGCUACUAUACACUAAAACCCUCUCACUUGUUGAUCAUCCAGGUCUCAGACAUGACAUGAAGGCAUUUGAGAUUGACAAAGUUACAUCAAGAAAGACUAUCGAGCGUCUGUUGGAAGAAUUUGGUGGGGCAUCAAAAGGCUAA
Molecule: messenger RNA, 1644 nt
Organism: Dovyalis caffra
Lineage: Eukaryota; Viridiplantae; Streptophyta; Magnoliopsida; Malpighiales; Salicaceae
Source: the annotation of a GenBank genome assembly